CAGACGAAGGCGAGCAACCAGGGACAGGGUCUUUCCCAGUAACGGUGUCAGUGGCUGGUGGGAAAGCAAAAGAUGUCAGCGUACAAUGUGUCGCUUACUGGCCCUGCACCUUGGGGCUUCAGGCUUCAAGGAGGGAAGGAUUUCAACAUGCCUCUGACCAUUUCCAGAGUUAGUCCAGGAAGCAAGGCGGCUCAGGCAAACAUCAACCAAGGAGAUACCAUCGUGGCCAUCGAUGGGGUCAGCACGGAGGGCAUGACCCACCUGGACUGUCAGAAUAAGAUCAAGUCAGCCACCUAUGCCCUGAACCUGAGCCUCCAGAAAUCAAGGCGCCCAGGCCCAAUUCCCACUGCUACUCUGAGAAUGGAUUCUCCAAUGCCAGUGAUUCCUCAUCAGAAGGAGUCAGACCUGGAAACCAGCCCCAGUCGCCUGAGCAGCAAGCAGACAUCAACUCCCGAGCACCGGCUCGGUCUGACAGCUCAGACCGCUGGCAGCCCACGCACACCUAACGGGAUGUCCUGGCACUGGUCGAGCACCAGGGACACCAGCUUGUCCUGUAGUUCAUCGUUGACCGCAGCCUUCGGGCAGGCACCUGCUGGGACCACCAUGAUGUCCUCACUAGCUACUUGUCGGACCCCUGGCAUCUCACCUCAAAGAGGGGCUGACCACUCACUGGCACCAGCGAGGGUAUCUGAUGUAAAUGGCACAAUGCCGAAAGUCAUCCCACAAAGGCAAUACAACAGCCUGUACUCUAAGGAGACCCUUGAGAAAAUGAGGAGGGCUGCAGGCCAGGAAGAUGGCAGAAAGGGCAGGGCCUCUGCAGGAGGAUUACUGCAAGGUAAUCUACAUGUUAAAGAUGCUCUAGUCGACAGUACUUCUCCAGUCUACCAGGCUGUUAUCCGUAACACUACCAAGCCCCCACAGAGCCAACAGCAGGAACAGGAUGAGUGGAGUCGUAGGUCUGCUAAUCUGCAGUCCAAAUCGUUCCGAGUCCUUGCUCAGUUGACUGGAACAGAAUUCUUGCAAGAUCCAGAUGAGGAUGCAAUGAAGAGAUCAAGGGAAAAGUUUGAACAUGAAGUAAAAGGUCCACGGUUUGCCAAAUUACGCAAUUGGCAUCAUGGUCUGUCUGCACAGAUCCUUAAUAUCAAAGGUUAAACUGCCCACGUGUAAACAGACACUUUCAGAUAGUUACUAAACUAAUAAUAAGGGCAAACUUGUCAUAGUGACUCUGUUAAAGAAAAGUAGCUUGAGAACAUCAAAUCUUAUAAAACAAGUUAAAGAAAGUGCUUGUUGAGUAUCCAUAGCCUUGUAUUCUUCCUGUGUUGUAACCUAGUGCUCCUAGCAGUACACUACUUCCUCAUG
Molecule: messenger RNA, 1359 nt
Organism: Hypanus sabinus (Atlantic stingray)
Lineage: Eukaryota; Metazoa; Chordata; Chondrichthyes; Myliobatiformes; Dasyatidae
Product: LIM domain-binding protein 3-like
Exons: 8
Coding region: 73-1152 (359 amino acids)
Biological process (GO): muscle structure development; heart development; actin cytoskeleton organization
Cellular component (GO): filamentous actin; adherens junction; Z disc
Molecular function (GO): actin binding; muscle alpha-actinin binding
Source: RefSeq, a predicted model, not a curated record